UGUGCAAUCCAAAGCUCGUGCUCUGUAUAACACUGUUUCACUCUGCAGUUCGUAGUUGCGUCUGAUGGUUCACGGUAAUGCAGAUAAAAUGCAUAUACUAACCAAAACCUAUGUCCUGUUCUUGUGGAUGCAUCUACUGACCUUCGUGAAAAGCCAAGAUUGUACGCUUGAACAAUUUCUAAAUAGCCGCGCCUAUGAUUCAAAUUUUGACAUAAUCGGUCUGGAGGCUAGCUACGCUGGUGGAAAGCAGGUGAGAGUGGGCUGCAAUGUUGGCUACACUGGCUUUUUCAAGCUGAUCUGUGUGGAGGGAAAAUGGCAGACUAGAGGCAACAAAUGUCAACCAAAAUCGUGUGGUCAUCCCGGCGAUGCCCAGUUUGCAGAUUUUAAUCUUGCGGAGGGAGACGAUUUUGUUUUUGGGUCAAAAGUUGUAUACACUUGCCACAAAGGUUAUCAGAUGGUCAGUCGGACAAACUUCCGGCGCUGUAUGGCAGAAGGCUGGGACGGUGUUGUUCCAGUCUGUGAAGCCCAGCAGUGUCCAGUGAUUAAUGUGGCCAGUAAUGUCCAGAUUAUUGGGGAUCCAGAAGAAGCAAACUAUGGCAAUGUAGUUCGAUUUAGAUGCAAGUCGAGCUCUGAAGUCCUGGAAGGGUCAGCAGAGAUGUACUGUGAUGAAAAUGGAGAGUGGAAGGGGAAAGCUCCAAUAUGCACAGAGAUAAAAUGUACAGUACCUGUGAUUGAAAAUGGUUUUGUACCUGGAGAUCUCAGAGAGUACAAAGAAAAUACAGUCCUGAAUUUUCAGUGUGAUCCUCAAUACAAGCCCGCUGAAGAACGACUUUCAAAAUGUAUAAAAGUUGGACCAAAAGCAGACUGGAGCCCCACACCUGCGUGUGAACCAAUAAGAUGUGAACUGAAGCUGCCAGCACUCACAGGAACACGAUAUGAACCUGCUUCCAGAAGUGUGUUCUCACCUGGUGACACAAUCAGAGUUGUAUGUGGAGAGGAACACUGGAUUGUGAACGAGCAGACCACCUCAGUAGAGUCUACUUGUCAAAGCGACGGAAUCUGGAGUAUCAGGCCAAUAUGCCAAGAGGUCAUAUGCAGCAAUCAACGAGACCCACUUGUGUAUAGUUGGGAUGUAUAUAGGAAUGAAAAGAAAAAACUAGGUGACAAAGUAUAUUAUACUUGUAGAUGGGGCUAUGAAGCUACAAACAGUGACCAUCGGGCUACUUGCACUAGAGAUGGAUGGACACCAAAACCACUGUGUCGAGGAACACGGUGUGACAAACCCGACAUUGCAAACGCAGACAUUACCUACAACAACAAGUGGGAAUACCGGAACAGUGAACAAGUCCAAUACACUUGUAGGAUCGGCAAUCAAAACACUUUUACUAUCACCUGUAACGGCGGUGUUUGGACAGGAAUAAAGAGCUGUUCAGAGUGUCCAAAAGCUGCCGUUCCAAAUGGAUUUGUGGUUGGUCCACACAAAGACAAGCUGUACUACACCUGUAAUGAGGGUUUUAAGCUUUCCACCAAGGGCUGGUGGGGUGAAGCCAAAUGUGUUGGCGGUGUUUGGUCUGGCCUCGAGCAGUGUAUUGACAAAAGACUUUGUGGAGAACCUCCUGUGAUUCCUAAUGGGAAAGCUUUAGGGCGAUUUCAACAAGCCCAGAGUUUACAGAUUAUUUGCAAUGAAGGAUACUUGGCUGAGAAUGAGGAACUUACUUGUCACAACGGAAAAUGGCAUCCAACUGCAUUAUCACUCAAAACAAUCUGUAGACCAAUCGCUGAUCACUGCAGUCCCCCAACUAAAGUUGAGAAUGCUGUUGUGUUGACUUCAUAUCAGAAGGAGUACGUGUCUGACUCUGAAGUAACUUAUAAGUGCCGUGACAAGUUUAUAAUGGAGGGGGAAGACACAAUUAGAUGCAAAAAUGGGCAAUGGGAGGACAAAGACAUCAAGUGUAUACCCUACUGUGACAAGCUCAGCAAUGAGAAGCUGUCAAUGAACUUCACCUCGGAUAAAGACAGAUACAUGAAUGGAGACGUGAUCGAGUAUGAGUGUGUCAUACCUGAUGCAGCAGCUGAAGGCACUGCAACAUGUACCGAUGGCAAGUGGAUCAAAACAGUAGAGUGCAAAGUAAAGCCGUGCCCACUUCCUGAUGCCACUCCAAAUGGCAUCUAUAAAAUUAUUGAGGGUGAAGACUUUGUCUUUGGAACAACUAUCCAAUAUGUUUGCAAAAAAGGGUAUCAUUUGGUGGGUAAGGACACACUGACUUGUUCACUGGACGGAUGGACCGAUAGGACGCCAACAUGCCAACAGAUCACCUGUGAAAUUGAUGUCAUGCAUCCUGGACUCACUGCAAUUGGAUUACCAUCAGGAAGGGAAACAUUGGAAGUUGGACAUACAUUACGGUUUCACUGCAGCAAUGAGUAUCAACUGGAUGGGUCUAAAGAAAUAGAGUGUUUAGAAACUGGACAGUGGAGUGCCCCCUUCCCAACCUGCUCUGAGAAAUGUAAAGUCCCAAGAUUACCAGACAACAUAAGCUUCACCCCAGGUGCAUCAAGCCGUCUUCUAUUAAAAGGACAAAAGUUAACAUUUAGGUGCCGUCGACCUGGACACUUUAUUCAAGGGAAUGCAACAGUUGAAUGUUUGGCCAGUGGACAGUGGAGUGCUUCAAUUCCAACUUGUGGAAAUCCUGUAGGCUGUGGGAAACCACCACAUCUUGAGAAUGGAGACACCAAGGAAACUAUUCGAUUCCAGCACAGACAUAAUGAAAAGGUUGAAUAUGUCUGUCAGAAUGUAUACACUAUGGAGGGUGGGCCGUUCAUGACCUGCACCAAUGGUAACUGGACUGGACAGAUAAGAUGCCUCAAGCCCUGCACUGUGGAUGAAGAUGCCAUGAGCAGACACAACAUUAGGUUCAGACAUACUUGGGAAAAAAAGCUGUAUUCACCCCAUGAUGAUGCAAUCACGUUUUCAUGUUCUGACGGAACAAGACAUGACGGCACAUUGGAAAUGCGUCAGAAGUGUAUCAAUGGUGUGAUACACCUGCCCACCUGCCAGUAAAGUUUUUUAAUCAGCUGGAUGUGAUGAACAAGAGCACACAAACAUGAAGAGUCAGAGCAGUUAUGUAUUUUAGUGCUGUAUGUGGUGAUUUUACAUCAGAUAUAUAUAUAUAUACACUCAGUCUGUUUUCUUUCUAAACAUUGUUUUAUGAGUUAUAGUCUCACCUUUAACUGUUAAUAUCUGUUCAUGUGCUGAGAGACAGAGUGAAGACAAUUGAUGAAUUGCUUAUUGCUCAUUUUAUAGCAAACUUCAUUUGACAAACAAAAUAAACAUUCAUGAUACAAAGUAAUGCUUGAAAUAAACUCUUUGUUUUUGGUCCUUUCUGCUUUUAUAUAUUAAUGCAUAAAUUGCAUGUUUAUUAAUAAAAAGAGAAGGGUUUUUAUCUGGACACUGUACAAAAUGUUUUACCUUCUAAGCAUAUCUGCUGAAUGUCCAGCAUACAUUGCCUAUAAAAAGUAUUCACCUCCCUUG
Stegastes partitus (bicolor damselfish) is the source of this 3529-nucleotide messenger RNA. It is a transcript of the gene cfh, whose product is annotated as complement factor H. Bases 65 to 3058 code for a protein of 997 amino acids. The record is from RefSeq and is a predicted model, not a curated record. Lineage: Eukaryota; Metazoa; Chordata; Actinopteri; Pomacentridae. The transcript is spliced from 19 exons.